AUGUCUCAUAGAACAGCGAAGAAGAAUCAUCACAAAGAUCGUGAAUAUAUCGAUCGAGCACCCAAAGCUACAAACGAUGAUGAAGAUGACUUUCAUUCGGCUGAUGAAGAAAACGACGAAGAUGACUCGAUUGAGCAAAUUCGAAUACCUCUAGCCAUGUGGGAUGUCAAUCAAUGUGAUCCUAAACGAUGUACUGGUCGUAAACUUGUUCGACAUGGAUUUGUGAAACCAUUGAAGUUAGGGAAUCAUUUCGGUGGCAUUAUUCUAUCUCCAAUGGGUCAGAAAUGUGUUUCGCCUGAAGAUAAGCAAAUCGUUUUGGAAAGUGGCAUCGCCGUUGUCGAUUGUUCAUGGGCGAAACUAGAUGAAACUCCAUUUUCUCGAAUGAAGGGUAAACAUUUAAGAUUACUUCCAUACUUAGUCGCAACGAACAAUGUUAAUUACGGAAAACCCUGUCAAUUAUCUUGCGUCGAAGCUUUUGCUGCUGCUUUGGCAAUUGUUGGUUUACGAGACUAUGGAACAAUUUUAUUGGACAAAUUUAAAUGGGGACACGCGUUUUAUACAUUGAACGCAUCAUUGCUUGAAACUUAUGAGAAAUGUGAUUCUGCACAGGCUGUCAUCGAAUGUGAUAGACGUUUUCGGACAGGAGAAGAAAGUUUUGGAGACAGUUAUCAGCCUAACCGUGAUAUGCCACCAUCGGAAUCAUCUGAAGAAGAAGAGGGGGACGAAGCGUACGAAGAAAAUCUUCAUGUUGAAAAUCUUUCAUUGAAAACAACGGAUGAAUAA
This is a messenger RNA of Adineta ricciae, 783 nucleotides long. The record is from the annotation of a GenBank genome assembly. NCBI's taxonomy places the organism in Eukaryota, Metazoa, Rotifera, Eurotatoria, Adinetida, Adinetidae.